AUGAAUGCUUUCUUCGAUGGCUACGUGCAUGCCAGAACAAACCUUAAAGAAUUUGUUGAUCAGUUCGACAAUGCUCUCAAGAAAAAAGUUGAGAACGAAAACCAAGCUAAUUUCAAUUCAUUUAACUUCAUCAUUCAUUGCAUAUCACACUUGGCUCUUGAGAAGUUUCAAGAUGUAUACACAAAUACAAAAUUUAAGGAGAUUCAACAAGAGAUAAUGGGAAUGAUAUAUUGUCAUUGUCGUUUCAAGAAAAUGGAUGGAGUAAUCGCAACUUACUCGGUCGAUGAUCAAGUAAAGGUUGAAGAUUUCAUCAAGGAGAUUACAUAUACUCUUUACUUUAAUGAGGCCGAGUGUGAGGCAAAGUGUGUUUGUGGAUUGUUUGAGAUGCGAGGGAUAAUAUAUAGAUAUAUUUUUGUAAUCUUUUCAGCUAAGAAAGUCCGUGAAUUGCCAGAAAAGUACAUAUUAGACCGGUGGAGAAAAGACAUAAAACGGGCUUAUACUAUUAUUUCGACCAGUUAUGACGUUGUUGAUCAUAGACCCGAAACUGUUAGGUAUAAAUGUAUUUUGAGAACUUUCAAUGAGGUAAUAACAAAUGCAGUUUCGUGCGAUGAGCAUACUGAAGAAAUGAUUUCAAACUUGUAUACGAUGAAUGAGGUAUGGCGCACAUCGAAGCCCUCCAACACAGAUUCCAAUGUUGGAGGAAGUACCGUGAAUGCAGUCACAAAAUGA
Messenger RNA from Juglans regia (Persian walnut), 729 nucleotides. Its product is annotated as protein FAR-RED IMPAIRED RESPONSE 1-like. The transcript has a single exon. The record is from RefSeq and is a predicted model, not a curated record. The coding region runs from base 1 to 729 and encodes 242 amino acids. NCBI's taxonomy places the organism in Eukaryota, Viridiplantae, Streptophyta, Magnoliopsida, Fagales, Juglandaceae.